Molecule: messenger RNA, 5510 nt
Organism: Haliotis rufescens (red abalone)
Lineage: Eukaryota; Metazoa; Mollusca; Gastropoda; Lepetellida; Haliotidae
Product: RANBP2-like and GRIP domain-containing protein 8
Exons: 35
Coding region: 288-4907 (1539 amino acids)
Biological process (GO): intracellular transport
Cellular component (GO): nuclear pore; cytoplasm
Molecular function (GO): protein binding; GTPase activator activity
Source: RefSeq, a predicted model, not a curated record
UUGAAAUUCUGAGAAAUACACCAUACACGUUUCAUCUGAAACGAAAGUAGACCACGUGACCCCAACACGGAUGUCGACAUUGUUGGUUGUGAUCAACAGCUUCAAGGUCUGUGUUCGUUGUUUGCUGAAUAUUGACGUCUUAUUCAGAACACAGUGAAGCCAUACACGCUGGUUAAGGGCCUCAUUCGUAGAAAACCGUUUGUGAUCAAGAAAAAUGGCGGAAAAUUAAAUGCGCCGCAUCCUCACAUGUUCUGAAGAAAAAGGUUGGAGGUGAAAAGCUUGAGACCAUGUUUCGAACGAAACAAGACGUCGAUAGGCAUGCUGCGAGUGUACUGGGAAGACUCAAGAAUGAAAAAGAGAAAAACUCCAGAGGCUACCAGAUAGCGAGGCUGUAUUUUGACGUGUCCGAGUAUGAAGUUGCUAAAAGGUACCUGACCUCGUUCCUGAGUGUGAGAGAGACGGUGCCCCAGGCACACAAGCUCAUGGGGCACAUCUUCUUAAAGACAAAUGAAAAGGAAAAGGCUCUGGCAUGUUACAAGAGGGCCCUGGGGCUUGAUGGCUCGCAGAAAGAUUUGAUCAUCAAAAUUUGUGAGCUGUGUACGCAGGUGCCCAUGGAUCCUGAACGAGCUAGAUUCUGGCUGGAGAAGGCGGAGCAAACCUGCCCUGGGAAUGAUGUUAUCUUCAGACUGAGGGAGAUGAUAGCCCAGAACAGUGGUGAUGAAGACUUCCAGGAACUAGAAAACCUCAUCACAUCAGAAUUGACACAACGCCCAGAAGAUGUAAGCCUACGAGUGAAGCUGCUACGCUUUUACCUGAAGUCGGGGAAGCUUGACCAUGCUUACAAUGUGGCUGUGCAGACUGACCGCACCAUGGCUUUCACAGACAGCCUGGAGUGGUAUGAAACUCUCCUUGAUGUCUACUAUGCCUACAAAGGGAAGACUGGCUGCCGUGGAGACCUACGAUUCUACACCCAGUUCCUGCACACUUUGAGGAAUGUCGUGUACCUGCGUCUAUGUUACAGGGAACCUGUUGCUUGUGCUGAGGUUCUUCACCAGUUUGACCAGGUACUUCAAGAAGCUGUACAGAUUCCAAAUCAGCAGGAGGACGACUGGAUGUCAUUCCUAACUGAGAUGACCGGCCAGUUCUUCUUCUCCUGCGGCACGCUGCUGCUGAAGAGAGCCCAAAAGGGUGGGCUGUCGUGGAAGGAUGUGAUCCCCCUGGCCUCCGUGUGCUAUCUUCUCAACAACUCCAUCAUCACAAUAGACUCGCGGUCCGAGUGGUUUGUGUCAGCAAGCAAGGACAAGAAGAGCAUGUAUGAACAUCUGCACAUGAUCAGCAACUUCCGACGCAGCCAGGGAGGCCACACUCUACAAGCACUGGGCAAGGGAGACACAGCAACAUGGACACAGAAACUGAGACAGCAAUACUGCAGACAACAAGGCCGAGAAAAGCUGUACGACACCGUCUUCACUCUGCCAGACAUGAGGGCAAAGAAAGACAGUUCCUACCUGAUAAAGAAUCGGACCUACACGGACAACGUACUCCUGUUUCCUUCCCGGCGCCAGAUGCGAUCCUUCGAUUCGGGCUGCUACAGACUUCACCCCCAAAGUCUGACCAACUUCAUAUGGCUGGCUCUACAACGGUACUCCUGUAAAGACAAGGCUCAGCCUUACUACGGCUUCGACAUCUUUGAGGAUUUGGUUUACAGUGUGAAAAACAUGUCAGUUGGUGGUGCGGAGUCUUUGUGUCAGCUGGACACAGAUGUGUUUCUCAUUGCGUCGGUUUGCUGUGCAGCAUUGAGGCACCAGGAGAUGAUUCACAUGGGUCACAGUGAUCCCACGCAGCCAGACUUUCUACCCCUGAGUCUGACGAAACCACUGUGUACACAGGAGCAGGCAGACUGGUGGCUGGCAGCUUACAAAUUCCACACUAACACAGUCAAGGACAACUUUUCCAAGAUGCGCCACACCCUGCAGCGGGGGAUAGAGACUGUCCGCCUCGUCGCGGGUCACGGGGUGUCUGUCAACCUCAUCAUCCACAUAGCCAGGUCACUGGAGGUGAAGGCCUCUGAGAUGAAACAGUUGGGGCCACAGUUCACAUUGAAUGUUACCGACACUGAGACCAGAGCAGAGUUUUACUGGGAGCAGGCCCUGGAAAUGUUGAACCGACUUGAUAAGAACCGGAAUCCCCAUGUGCCGAAGCACCGACUGUUCAAGGAUGACACUGACCAGGACCUGGACGAGGCCACCAUUAAAGCGCUCACCUCCGAGGUCCAGUACGCUGUUGGCUGUGCAGCAAUGAAGAAAAACAAGUACGAGGAUGCUAUCAAUAUAUUUGACAAACUACACACGCCAUAUGCUUCACUCAACUCGGCAAAGAUAUACAAGGUUCUAGCAGAGCAGGAGCGAUCUCGGGAUGCUCCUGUUGGAAGAGAACAACACCAGAUUCUCUUAACAAAAGCUCGGGAUGCCAUCUAUCGUACUUUUGAUCUUCUGCAAGGAGAUAAGAAACAUGAAUUGAACAAGUCGGUGCAGCAACAUUACGAUGAGAUUGAGUCUCAGCUGAUGAGUGUGGCAGAGUGGGGUGAUGAUGAAGAGCCAAGUCAGUACCACACUCCAACAGCCAUCCAGAUGGAUGGAGACGUGUCGUCCCCAGACCACAGUACACCCAGGGACAAGUCCAAGACCAAGUCUCCAGCAGCUCAAGUCAGCUUCAAUACAUCUGAUGCUGGCCGACACAUCAGACCAAGCCCAGAGCACAUGGAUGCCAAGAUCCGUUCCCUGGCCUACUCCCAAGAGUCCUUGGUCAAGAUGGUGCUUGCCCGCAAUGAGGAGCUGGUCAAGUUCAACAGUCAGCUUGUGGAGGCCCUGAGGGAGAACAGAGAAGUCAUCACACAGCUUAAGGAAUUGAACAAGUCGGUGCAGCAACAUUACGAUGAGAUUGAGUCUCAGCUGAUGAGUGUGGCAGAGUGGGGUGAUGAUGAAGAGCCAAGUCAGUACCACACUCCAACAGCCAUCCAGAUGGAUGGAGACGUGUCGUCCCCAGACCACAGUACACCCAGGGACAAGUCCAGGACCAAGUCUCCAGCAGCUCAAGUCAGCUUCAAUACAUCUGAUGCUGGCCGACACAUCAGACCAAGCCCAGAGCACAUGGAUGCCAAGAUCCGUUCCCUGGCCUACUCCCAAGAGUCCUUGGUCAAGAUGGUGCUUGCCCGCAAUGAGGAGCUGGUCAAGUUCAACAGUCAGCUUGUGGAGGCCCUGAGGGAGAACAGAGAAGUCAUCACACAGCUUAAGGAAUUGAACAAGUCGGUGCAGCAACAUUAUGAUGAGAUUGAGUCUCAGCUGAUGAGUGUGGCAGAGUGGGAUGAUGAUGAAGAGCCAAGUCAGUACCACACUCCAACAGCCAUCCAGAUGGAUGGAGACGUGUCGUCCCCAGACCACAGUACACCCAGGGACAAGUCCAGGACCAAGUCUCCAGCAGCUCAAGUCAGCUUCAAUACAUCUGAUGCUGGCCGACACAUCAGACCAAGCCCAGAACACAUGGAUGCCAAGAUCCGUUCCCUGGCCUACUCCCAAGAGUCCUUGGUCAAGAUGGUGCUUGCCCGCAAUGAGGAGCUGGUCAAGUUCAACAGUCAGCUUGUGGAGGCCCUGAGGGAGAACAGAGAAGUCAUCACACAGCUUAAGGAAUUGAACAAGUCGGUGCAGCAACAUUACGAUGAGAUUGAGUCUCAGCUGAUGAGUGUGGCAGAGUGGGAUGAUGAUGAAGAGCCAAGUCAGUACCACACUCCAACAGCCAUCCAGAUGGAUGGAGACGUGUCGUCCCCAGACCACAGUACACCCAGGGACAAGUCCAGGACCAAGUCUCCAGCAGCUCAAGUCAGCUUCAAUACAUCUGAUGCUGGCCGACACAUCAGACCAAGCCCAGAACACAUGGAUGCCAAGAUCCGUUCCCUGGCCUACUCCCAAGAGUCCUUGGUCAAGAUGGUGCUUGCCCGCAAUGAGGAGCUGGUCAAGUUCAACAGUCAGCUUGUGGAGGCCCUGAGGGAGAACAGAGAAGUCAUCACACAGCUUAAGACAGAGGAGCUGGCCAGACAGUUCAAGAAGAAGUUUGAGGAGGUUCAGGAGCUGGUCAGGGCAACGGAAUCUGGAACUGAUGUACUUCCAGCAUCUCCAGCCAAGAAUACCAACAGCUCGGCAAAUGUGUCCAAAAGCCAGGAUGUCUCUGUGACAGAGGAGAAAGAAGAAGAUGACGAUUCUGAGGAAGAAAGCAUCAUGUUUGAGAAGAGAGCUACGUUGACUUAUUUUGAGAAUGACGAGUGGAAGAAACUUGGAAUGGGCAACUUGAAGAUUCUGUACAAUGAUGACCUGAAUGGAAACCAGAUUGACAUGGAGACAGAUGACAAACAAAAAGUCUGCAACCAUGUCAUUUGUCGCGAACACUCAAUAAAACUAGAGAAUCAGAAGAGAGCCUGUAUGUGGAGUGCCCAAGACUUCUCAACAGACGAGCCAGUCAGGAGGGACUUUAAGGCAGCUUUCAGCUCAGUAGCUGCUGCAGAGGAGUUUGCUAAAUCUUUUAUGGAGGGUGUGAGCUUAGCCCGAGAUUCUGAGUUGUCAGAGAAGAUUUCACAUGAAAUGGAUACACCUGUUAUAUUUUCUCACGGCGAUGCUACGGGAGGUCAAACCCGAAUCCUUGUUAGCCAAUCUGAAGCAAGCUCUGCAACCUCUAUGGGUGGCAGUGGCCAAUGUGAGACGAGGAUACAGCCAGGUGAAAGUGAGGGCAGCCAAUCAGCAGCCUCAUCACUAACAGGGGAGGGUGUGUCAGCCACUGAUGCUUCCUCAGUUGUUUCAUGUUCGCCUGAGCUGUCUGCUCUCUUAAGUUCAUUCUUAGAGGAAGACCAGAAAAGAUGAAGAAAAUGAAGGAUUAGGCAAAUUGAAAUAUAUGUGUGUGCAAAGUGGAAGAAUAAUUCUGGACAAUAAAUGAAAGGUUUUGUUGCCACCUGACAGACCUGGUGAACAAAUUGUUUUUUAGUUGCUUGGCAACCCCAUGUCCAUACUAAGUUGCCAUGCAGUAAUGACAUCACAAAUCAUGAAAUUUGGUGCCUGUGUCCAUACAUGUGUGCGGAAUAUUUUGAACCUGAACUUGCAGGCAUUUUGCCCUUGCUGUACAUGAUGAAAAAGGCGAAAUAUUUAAAGAUUAUUGUCUCACAGUGUUAUUACAUCAGUGUCAUUAAUAUGAACAAUUAGAUUAGCAAGAUGGUAUUAUUUCCAAGGAUUCCUUUGUCAUCUUUUAUAGAAGUGCAUUUCAUGUUUCAUCAAAAUGACAUAGUGCUAAUUCAAGAAUGGUAGAUCUAGCUAAGCUUCUGAAUUUCACACAUCAUACAAGUAAUUCAUGGAAUUUUCUGUUGUAAAUAUCAGGUCAGCAUCCUCAUCAACAUUCAUCCAACAUAUGUAUUGCUUGAAAGAACAUUGUUGUAAAUACAUGAAUAAAUAUCCCUGUUGUUACUGUUUACU